Molecule: messenger RNA, 2862 nt
Organism: Sodiomyces alkalinus F11
Lineage: Eukaryota; Fungi; Ascomycota; Sordariomycetes; Glomerellales; Plectosphaerellaceae
Product: sulfate transporter 4.1
Exons: 3
Coding region: 338-2590 (750 amino acids)
Biological process (GO): transmembrane transport
Cellular component (GO): membrane
Molecular function (GO): sulfate transmembrane transporter activity
Source: RefSeq, a predicted model, not a curated record
CGUUUCUGCGCACCUCGUCCUCGACCUCGACCUCGACUAUCCCAUCACGCUCUUCACUCUCCUUCCCCUUACGCGGAAGAUUCCUCUUUGCCUUCCGUAAUGGCUUUGGCACCGAAUAGAUAGAGCCCGCAGCUUCGUCUUUGUCUUUGGAUUCUUGAUUCUCGCUCGGUUCUUCACCUCCACCAGAUGCCUCUGGUCCACCCCGUCCGUUCCAUCCCGGUCUCGCUUGCUUUGUGCUCCCUAGCAUCAGCAUCAGCGUCAGCAUCAGCAUCGUCCUUCUGAAGGAAGAUUUGAUUUUUUUCGGCAUCUUCGCGCACCCUCCAAGACUUCCCCAACAAUGGCCUCCCAUCGCUCCCGCGGCGACGUCUCCCGCGCAUCUUCGUCCGACCCCUCCGACCGCUCCCAGCCAGGGCCCAGCAUGCCCUCUCGAUCCAUGUCCGCCGACCCCUCCGAAUCGACCGCCUUGCUGCAGACCGCGCUCCCAGACGUUGCCGUCCACGAGGGCCCCUGCUCGCAUGGCACCUUCUCCCCCCGCGUCCCGAGUCCGGUGUCGAGCAGUCUCCUCGGGAGAGAUAACGCCCAGUCGUCUUCGACUAAUGGGCCCAUCGACUCGGUCGUGAACACGCUGUCUGGCAACCGUGACUGGAGGAGAAAGUUGGCCAAGAAGAUGAAGACGAGGAGUGCACACACUUCUCAGGCAUUGGCUGAGCAAGCCGGCUUCGAUGCCAAUGCUCGGAUGUACAUGUCCUACUACCUCCCGUUCCUAAAUUGGAUGCCCCAGUACAAGUGGUCCUACCUCAAAGGCGACUUUACAGCUUCCCUGACCGUCGCCUCCGUCUACCUCCCCAUGGUCCUCUCCUUCGCCGAGAACCUCGCCCACGUCCCCCCGAUCAACGGCCUCUACGCCUUCGCCAUAAACCCCCUGAUCUACGGCCUGCUGGGCAGCUGUCCGCGGAUGCUCGUAGGUUCGGAAGCCGCCGGCUCACUGCUCGUCGGUUCCGUCGUCAAGAGCAACCUCCGCUCCGGCCCAGACGACGACGACGACAUGCUCCAAGCCCGCAUCUGCGGCGUAGUUACCGGCCUGGCGGGCGCCACCAUCCUGAUCGCCGGCAUCGCGCGCCUGGGCUUCCUCGACAGCGUCCUCAGCCGGCCCUUCCUCCGCGGCUUCAUCUCCGCCAUCGGCUUCGUCAUCUUCGUCGACCAGCUGAUCCCCGAGCUGGGGCUGGCGCGCUACGCCGGGGACGCCGGCGUCAAGCACGGCAGCACGGCCGAGAAGCUCAACUUUCUGGUCCGCCACCUCGGCCGCGUCCACAAGCUCACCUUCGCCGUCGCCGCCGUCAGCUUCGUCGUCAUGAUGGUCCUCCGCCAGGUCAAGAUCAGGAUGCAGCCGCGGUACCCCGGCGUCGCCUACAUCCCCGACCGCUUCCUCGUCGUCCUCGUCUCCAUCAUCCUCUCGUGGCAGCUGGACUGGGAGAGCCAGGGGUUGGAUGUCCUCGGCGAGGUCAGGGCGGCGUCUGGGCACCUGUUUACCUUCCGGUGGCCGUUCCAGCCGUCCCAGUUCCACCUCAUCCGGGAAGCCAUGCCGACGUCUUUUCUCAUUGCCCUUCUCGGCUUCUUCGAGUCGUCCAUCGCCGCCAAGAGUCUCGGGCCCUCGGAUCACAUCCAGAUGCAGCUCAGCCCGAACCGCGAACUCGUGGCCCUGGGCGUUGCUAACCUUGUGGGCGGCUGCUUCAUGAGCUUGCCCGCGUUCGGCGGCUAUGCGAAGAGCAAGCUGAACAGGCAGACCGGAGGCAAGAGUCCUAUGAGCGCCAUCUUCCUCAGCGGCUUUGCUUUUUCUGUCAUUUUCUUCUUCCUUCCCUAUCUCUAUUACCUACCGAAACCAGUCUUGUCCUCCAUGAUUUCCGUCGUCGCCUGGUCCCUCCUCGAGGAAGCCCCCCACGACAUCGCCUUCUUCCUCAAAAUCCGGGGCUGGAGCGAGCUCGGCCUCAUGGUCACCAUCUUCGUCGCCACCAUCUUCUACUCCCUCACCCUCGGCAUGGCCAUCGGCGUCGGCCUCUCCGUCCUGCAAGUCAUCCGCCACUCCACGCGCCCGCGGAUCCAGAUCCUAGGCCGCAUCCCAGGCACCCACCGCUUCGAGAACGCCGAAGCGAACCCAGACCGCCUCGAGUUCUUCGAAGGCUGCCUGAUCGUCAAGAUCCCCGAGCCGCUGACCUUCGCCAACACGGGGCAGCUCAAGAACCGCCUGCGCCGGCUCGAGUUCUACGGCACCAACGAGGCCCACCCCGCGCUCCCGCGCAUCCGGCACGAGGAGAGCAACCGGAACGUCAUCUUCGACAUCCACGGCGUCACGUCCCUCGACGGGUCCGGCGCGCAGGUGCUCAAGGAGAUCGUGGCCAACUACCGCGAGAGGGGCGUGCGGGUGUAUUUCAGCCGCGGCCCGGCGGACGAGAGGCACCAGGUGUGGAAGAUCAUGCGGAGGUCGGGCAUCAUGGACUUGGUGGGCGGGCCGAGCCAUUUCGUCGCGGAUGUCCAGGAGGCGCUGAAGAUGACGGAGUACGAGCAUAGCAUCACCAAUGCGAGGUUUGGGUGAGCGGUUGCAUUAUUGUUUUUCGUGUUGGAUAAGGUAUGAUGAGCAUCACGCGGAAAGAGGCGCCAAGAAUUACACUUUGCUGUUGGGACAAGAAACAUGGUUCGCAUGGGAAAGACUUCACAACGCGGUAGCAGCAUUCGUUGCGUUUGCCACGACGCCGUAAACUAGGUAUGACUUUGGCGCCCGAAAAGGUCAUUAGCAACGGAGUAUACAGAUAUAUAGAAAUAAGAAAUAAUAGACAUACCCUACUACUAGGCCAACAUUACGCAAAU